Messenger RNA from Pungitius pungitius (ninespine stickleback), 2685 nucleotides. RefSeq names its product partitioning defective 3 homolog B-like. The transcript has 6 exons. The record is from RefSeq and is a predicted model, not a curated record. NCBI's taxonomy places the organism in Eukaryota, Metazoa, Chordata, Actinopteri, Perciformes, Gasterosteidae. Bases 1 to 612 code for a protein of 203 amino acids.
AUGGUCGACCCCCGCCUGCCCGACCGGGUCAGAGUGACCCUGACGCGGGUCCACAUGCCCGACCCAAAGCUCAGCGCAGCAAGCGGAUCUCUGCCGCCCGCCACGAUGGCGGGCGGCGGCAGAGCGGCGGAUCAUCGCUCGGCGCCGCGUUACGAGGAAGUGGAGCGCCAGUACGCCUCCCUGCCGAGGCGCGGCGGCCCUUUGGAUCCGACGGAGUACCCGAUGCCGCCCUGGUCGGGCCAUUACCCCGGACCCCCCCAGGGGUACCCUCUGUCCCCCUCCUACCCUAACCCCAGCCCCCAGCCGGCCCCGUCCUACUCCGGCUACCCGCCCGCUCAACCGUACGCGCGGCCGGGCGCCGACCCCGGCUACUACCCCCACCCGAGCUCCCAGCAGAGAGGCCCCCUGCGGCAGGACGUGCCCCCGUCUCCCGCCCCCCCCCUGCGCGGGCCGCGGUACGACACCGUGGCGCGCGGCGCCGCGGGCGGAGCCUACAGGCGCCUGGCGGGUCCCGGUCCGGACCAGUACGCCCACGCCGGCGAGGGAGGGAGGCAGCAGCAGCAGCACCGGACCAACCCGAGGCAGAAGAACGCCGUGACCGCGGCCGUGUAGACCAAUCAGGAGCCUGGAAAGCUGCGGGUGGCGUGAUUUGUUGUGGCGGUAACGCACGGCGAGGUGAAGCAGGUUAAUUACCGGGUGGCCGGCGUGACGCUUAAUGUCUUGUUGUUUGAAGUCAUUUAAAUUGCUUUGAGUCUUCCCGCAGUAUGAAAUUAGCGGGGUUUCCACUCCUCACUGUACUCUGUGAUUAAGUCGUCUCUUUCAAGAGCCACAAAGAUAAUUGGAUCCAUUUAAAUGAAGGCGCACGUCCAGCUCUGCAGCCCCUCGUGCUGCACCUGGUGGUUUCACUGCCGCUGCUCCACAGACAAGGGGAACUUAUUUUAAACCACAUGUUACAUUUUGGAAUAAAAUACUCCGGUGUUGAGAUGUAGAAGAAAAAGAUGUAUUUAGUAAAAAUCCUCAUGUGUUCUGUUUAGUAAUGGCUGCGAACACCAACGAGAUAAAAUGACCAAUGAGUGAACAAUACAUUGAGUCCCAUUAAGAGUCAACCAACCACAAGUGGGCUGAAGUUUCAGUAUUAAGUGCCUUUUUAGACCCAUUAUCUCAACCUAACAGUAACGUAACCGAGGCAACGCCACUACCCACAAUUCUUUGCUCCUGACUAGUCUGGUGUACCACGUGCAGUAUUUUUCUUAUUUCAUGAAUUAUGGAAACUACUUAAUUAAUGUGCUCUAAAAAAGCACCGUAUUAUCUUCGCUUAAUGUGCUUUUAAUAAUUCUCUAGUUGCCUUUCGUUCUCUGACGUCCCCGCUGUAUCCGGGCAGAAAGCGCUCCGGGUUGUCUCUCUGUGUGUGUGCCACCUAGUGUGAUGGAUGUGAUGGAUGUGAUGGAAACCCGGAGGUUGAGCUUCGGAGGGUUCUCCCCUCCUGGUGCGCAUCCAUUUAGCCACUUACCAAACCAUCAAUUAGGUGGAACUGAGAGGCGGGACUCCGGCACCCAACCACGUCUCUGUUUCCCUCCCGAAAAGCACAGCGCCGUUUCAGAUUAAAUGUUUAAAAUGACACUUGAGGUUCCGGGUGAGUCGCUUCUCUGUUAACGCAAUAUCAAAGUCAUUUGACUGAAGUGGACGCAAAAGGCUUUUAAUUCGCCGGUUUGUCUGCGUCUGCGAUUGAAAUAAAAAAAUUUAAAAAAAUAGAAGAGAGUGUUUGAAGGCUUCAGAAAACAACAUUUAAAGGAAGGAAGGAAGGAAGGAAGGAAGGAAGGAAAGAAGGGAGUAGAUAGGAAGGUAAGGAAGCGAAGCGAGAGAGGAGAUCUCAGUGCUGACGUUGGCAGGUACCACCGCGCUGGCUUCAGGUUUAAUGGAGUAAAACCUCUAAAACGGUCAAUCAAACAUUUUGUUUUUCAAAACCAACGGUAGCGCAAUAUAUUUAGUAAAAUAGUCCAAAAAACAUGAUCUUGGGUUUGGGACGCUGCAGAGAUGUCGUUUCAUAUUCACCAGAAAACAUCUUUGUUUGAGAAAAAGUCCCACCGUAAUCCUGUUAGUGGGGUUUUAAAAUGAAAAUGAGAAUGACGAUGUAGAAAUAAACUGUCCUCUUAUUCCACGGUCCCAUAUAUCGCAAUUUGCGAUAUCACUCUCAUCCGGUGUCUGAUUACUCUUUGUCAAAAAUGUUAUUUGCAUUUGAAGGGGAAACAAUAAGCUUAAAUGUUUCAUGAAGAAUUAAAACAGUGUUUUAUACGCCCAGGGCCUUCGGGGAUGAAGAGCAACGCGUCAUUAAACCUGAUUACUAAAUAACAAGUGAACACGUGUUACUUUGGAUGAUUGUAGUUCCGUGGGCCUUUAUGCGGCACCAAAGACCACAAGGACCUGCGUUGAUAUGAAGGUGAAUCGUUGUUACUGUGAUGCUGGUACGAGAUGAAAUGUUUUCAUGUGAUUCCUUUGUUGUUGGUGGGUUGAGUGUUUUGCUCCUUACAACUCAGAACAACUCAACCACCUCUGUGCCUUUAGAAUUAUACAGAUGUGUCCUUAACCAUCCCAUUCAUAUCAUGUAACAGCAACAAUGUUUUCCUAUAUAUUUAUGUAUAUAACAUCUUCUUCUUUUUUACAUUAAAUAUUCUUUUUUUUUUUAAA